Didymodactylos carnosus is the source of this 1386-nucleotide messenger RNA. Lineage: Eukaryota; Metazoa; Rotifera; Eurotatoria; Philodinida; Philodinidae. The record is from the annotation of a GenBank genome assembly.
AUGACAACGAUAACAUCUUCAAAUCAGUAUUCUCUCCAUCAUCACCAUCAUCAUCAUCAUUUGCAUCCGCUGAGUCCACAGUCGGUUUUAACAAUUCAAAAUACGGCCGUUGUUGCACAACCUGGCAGUUCUCCUGCAAUACCCUACGAUGCAACACCACCUUAUCAUUUCUAUUCUUCUUCUGCAUCAAAAGAAUUGUACAAUAAUUCAAACGACAUUAAAUGGAAUCAUCACCAUCAUCAUCAACAACAAUCAUAUCUAAUUCAAGAUUCCAAUAGUCCACCACCUCAAUUAACAAAUAAAACUCCAACAUCUGGUGGUAGUAAUACACCAAGUCCACCACAUUCACCACUAUGGCAUCAACAACAACAAUCUGGCGUCAUAAUGCAGCAUAAAGAUAAAGAUGGAACACAAACACAAAAUGGGUAUAUUCGAAAUUUACCAGGACAAUCUCAAAAUAACUUUCUCUCACCAUGGCCAUUAUCAACCAACAAUGGUUUUAAUCAUCCCUACUUUCAUGCUGCUGUGGCACAUAAUCAUUCUCAUCAUCAACAUCAUCCGUCUCAUGAACUUCAUCUUCAACAGUCACAAUCACAUCCAGGAGGUCAACAGUAUGUUAAUCCUAAUGAUCCUUUAAUUGGUAGUCUCAUGAGUGGCAAUGGCAGUGGUGGCCGAGAUGAUGACUGUCAGAGUGAAGAAGAACAAAUUGAUAAUAAUGAUUUAGAUCGUUUUGCUAAACAAUUUAAACAAAGACGAAUCAAAUUGGGUUAUACACAAGCGGAUGUGGGUCUAGCACUUGGUAAUCUCUAUGGUAAUGUCUUCAGUCAAACCACCAUUUGUCGAUUUGAAGCUCUUCAAUUAAGUUUUAAAAACAUGUGUAAACUGAAACCAUUACUUCAAAAAUGGCUCGAAGAUUCGGAGUCUCAAACGGGUACAUCGAAUUCCAUGGAAAAAAUUGCGGCUAGUGGACGUAAACGUAAAAAACGUACAUCGAUCGAAGUAUCAAUUAAACAAGCAUUAGAAAUUAAUUUUUCUCGUAAUCCAAAACCCGCUGCACAAGAUAUUGCUGCAUUGGCCGAUCAACUGGGAUUAGAAAAAGAAGUUGUACGUGUUUGGUUUUGUAAUCGACGACAAAAAGAAAAACGCGUUACACCACCUAUUGGUGAUCAGAAAAACGGGAAUGAUGAACAAACAACAGUAGAUAUGUUCGGAUUUCAAGAAGGAAGAAAUGUGGGAACAGAUGAAAAUGAAAGAUUACCAUUACUCGAACAUAUGGGUAUGAAUAAUUUUCAUCCACACGCUCAUUAUCAUCCACAACAAUUUAAACAGAGACUAUCACCUAGUCCUAACGUAAAUGAUUCAUCAACACUUUAUGGUGGAAGGUAA